Kluyveromyces marxianus DMKU3-1042 is the source of this 2163-nucleotide messenger RNA. It is a transcript of the gene EMC1, whose product is annotated as Emc1p. Lineage: Eukaryota; Fungi; Ascomycota; Saccharomycetes; Saccharomycetales; Saccharomycetaceae. The coding region runs from base 1 to 2163 and encodes 720 amino acids. Gene Ontology annotation, cellular component: EMC complex. The record is from RefSeq and is a predicted model, not a curated record. Gene Ontology annotation, biological process: protein folding in endoplasmic reticulum. The transcript has a single exon.
AUGAUUGGAGCGCUGUUUCUGUUUUGGGUGUUUUUCACCCAUCUGGCUUCCGCUGUUUUUGACGAUGAGGCGUUUCAAGUGGACUGGCAUAUUGAUAACCUUGGUGAAAUAAGCUGCAUUGAGAAGGUAAACAACACUUUUGUAGUAGUUGGCAAAACCAAUUCCAACUCAUUAAUUAUUUCAUUACUUAAUAGUACAUCAGGGAAGGCUUUAGAGAGAUUCACAUUCGAAGAUUAUUCUGAAGUAGCCAAGUUACAGGAUGAAGAGUUAUUCUUCCCUUUUAGCCAGACAGUAGGCAGCAAAGGUUCUUUGAGGGACGUACUUGGCUCAGAUGCUAGUGGGAUUUCCUGCCAGAAACCUGAUAUUUCUUCGGUUCAGUUUCAAGAAGGGACUUUGAGAAUUGCAGAUGUUAUUUAUGAUCUUCCAGAUAACUUUUACCAAUUAGAGUACCUAAACGUGGACCCAGAAUCUUCCACAGUUGAAAUACUGGUGGCUACAACAGAUAAGCAUUACCAGUUUUCCAAAUUUGAAAACGGUGAGGUGAUUAUACAAUGGGAAAGAGAUGAGAGUCUGUCUGAUGUUGUUGCUUAUGCUGUAUAUAAUGAGGUGAAUCACGGUCUAGACCUUAUCAAAGACGAAAUAGAUCAUGAACAAGAAUUAGACUUACUUGAAGCCUACAAGUUUCGAGUUGCUACUAACUGGGAAAGGUUAAAGGCUUACCUUAUUCUUAAAAGAUUCAAUGUAGGAAGGAUGCUCUCUGAUCUUGUUAAAGAAAAGGAUGCUGCGGCCCAGUUUGAUUUGGAUGUGCAAUUUGGACUCACUAAACAAUUGGUAGUGGCAUCCAGAUCAGGUACAAUUACAUCUCUUGAUAUGCGUUCCGGUGAAAGACUUUGGAGUAUUGAUUCCGGUAUUGAGAACAUUCGUGCUUUACAUUUCGUAAAAGAGAACGAUUUAAUUGUUGUUUCCGACUUAAAAAUAUAUUCUAUUGACUUAACUGAUCACAAAUAUCCAAUCCGUACUGAAAAGGAAGCUCCAACGGGCUAUUACUUCGAAAGCAGCUAUGAAAGUCCAUUGAUUAAACUUGUCAAUGAGUCAGAUCGUAGCUUUACCAUAGUACGUGAACUUUCUCCAUUAGUGUCAGAUUCAAGCCUGGUUCACUUCGAAGAAAAAAAAAUUAGUGCAUUUUUAUUGAAGGAUGGUGACAAAAAACCAACAUGGGAGCGCUCAUUGAAAUCAAAUGAAUAUAUUGCCGGUCAUUCUAUAAGGGAAGAUGGUGCAUCUGCAAGCUUGGGUGUAAUUUUGGGAAACAGAACUGUUCUUUAUAAAUAUUUGAAUCCUAAUGUUGCGGCCUACUUGGUGGCUAAUGAAAUAGACAAGUCCAUUUACCUCGAUGUAAUUGACACUAUUACGGGUCAAUCUCUAUAUUCCACUCGCCAUAAUGAAAAGGUGGAUCUAAAUUCCCCGAUUAAUAUUGUUGUUGGAGAACAUUGGUGCGUAUACAGUUACUUUAGUUUGGAACCCAUCCCUGAACAGAAAAUUGCAGUCGUUGAGUUUUAUGAAUCAAGUACCCCAGAUGUUAGAUUGUCUACUCCAGGUAAAUCUGUUGAUUCUUUGACUGGUUUCUUCAAACCGGCCGCUAUAACCAAAUCAUACUUCUAUCCUCAAGUUAUCAAUUCUCUUGCUCUUUCUAAAACUAAGUUCGGAAUUACGACGAGAUCAUUGUUGCUACAAUUAGAUGACGGGUCCGUAACUUACCUACCAAGAUUUGUCAUUAACGCUAGAAGGAAAAAGGCCGAAGAAAUGCAAGAUAAGGAUUCGGAAGAGUUUAUGGCUAUGCCCUAUGAACCUACAAUUCUAAUAGAUGAUCACUUUAUAGUAAGCCACGUCAGACAGAUAAUUCCUGCUAAAAAUGCAAAACUGCUCUCCGUCGCCACCAAUCUGGAAUCCACGAGCAUGAUAUGUUCAAUUGGCAUCGAUAUUUUCUGUACGAGAAUAUCUCCAUCUUCCCAAUUCGACAAAUUAGCACCAACUUUUGAAAAGAGCAAGGUUCUAAUCACCAUAGCGGUGUUACUUGUUAUGUGCUUUAUUCUCAGACCUAUGGUUGAUCAUCGUAAAGUCAAAACAAAAUGGAUGGUGAAAAACCUUGAUAUUACAACCAUCUAA